Molecule: messenger RNA, 1691 nt
Organism: Thrips palmi
Lineage: Eukaryota; Metazoa; Arthropoda; Insecta; Thysanoptera; Thripidae
Exons: 10
Coding region: 1-1650 (549 amino acids)
Source: RefSeq, a predicted model, not a curated record
AUGGCUCCUACGUGUCUCGUGCACUGGGUGCAUGAGGGUCGAUGGGAUGUGUGGCCGCUGCCAGAAAUUCCUAGCGAGUUGAGGUGUGAAGGGGCCUUGGGUAUGAUUAGAUACACAAAUGGCAAGGAAUACUUAGGCCGAAUAGUUAAAAUCAGUGGUAACUCGAAGGUAAUUGAAGAGGCAGAGUUGAAGCUGCAUGCAGAGAUCAAGAAGAAGAAUGAGGAAGUUCCCUCAAAGAGAUCAACGAAGAGAGUCCAAAGGGUUGGGAAAGUGGCUACAAGCAAGGAAGUUAGCCGGGCGUUGGGGGAGCGUGUUCAGCUCAGCUCUCCCCAACGUGCAACAAAACGAAAGGUUUCAGAAGAACAAAAGUCGAAGACCCUUGCUCAGAAGAAAGCGGAUGAAAAAGAGCAGGAAGAUCUUCAGCGGCGUUCUGUUACCCGAAAUCUUUUCUCAUUGGGGAACUCGUCCAAAAGCUCUGACAAUCCUUCCACCUCCAGGUCUAUGUUUCCUGAAGUUCUCUCCGAUGAUGAUGCGGCUGAUUCAGAGGAUGAACCCCAUGAUAAUAACGAAAUGGGUGAUGUGAAUGAAAACAUUAAUGAUGUCAACGGCAUGGCAACUCUUAAUGGUGAAAUUCCUCUUGGUACUGGUAUUCGCCUGCGGCCAACUGACAACAAUGUAAUCGGUGAGAGUGAUCAAAGUAGUGAAGAUGAAGGUGAUGGUGAAGGUGAUAGGGAAAUUAAAGAUUUCAAGAAUCCUAACACUGAAUCAUUUCUGAAGUAUUUGCUCAAGUGCUUUGGUUCUACGUCUCUCACUUCUGAAACUGAAAGCAGUCCCUCCAGCAAGGUUUAUGCCAAGCCAAUUGAAGUUCCAGGUCAAAAGAUGGUUCGUCUCAAGAAGGGCCACUGCCUUCGCAUUAAUAAAGGUGGACGGAAUGUUUUGGUCCUGGACCAUAAGCUGCAGAAGUCUGCCACUAAUUUUGUUCGAAAGACAUUGGUUCAUAUUUACGGGAAUGAUCAACUAAUGCAAAUGACUGCAAUGGGUAGAAAGAAGGGCAGUAUAUCUAUACCUGCAGCUGAUAUGUCUGCAAUUUAUGAUUUUGUAACCGAGUACACUCCACCCCUUACUUGGAAUGAGUUUGUUAGGGAGGUAACCAAAAAAAUAUCAGCAGUAAAGGCCUCGCCAAAGGAGGAAUCUUCGCCCAAGGUAAAAAUUACACGUAAGAGCAAACAAAAGAAGAAAGCAGUCGGGCUUGAUCAGACGCCAACCAAGGAGAAUUCCCCUACUAAGGUGAACUCUCCUACAAAGGAGAAGACUCCAACGAAGGAGAAGACUCCAACGAAGGAGAAGACUCCAAUGAAGGAGAAGACUUCAUUGGUUGUUGCCUCUCCAGCAAAGUUUCAGCAGACCUGUUCAGCCAGCUGGAGACAUCACCUUCCAGUCUCAGUCUGCAUGGGAUGUACAGUGGUGCCCACCAGUACCUUCUCAACCUCAUCAGCCACCUCCGCAAUAUCCACAGCCUCAGCCUCAGUACCAGUUCCCCCAGCAGCUACCACCGCAAUACCCACAGUCUGCAUCUGCAUAUGCACAGGGGCCAUCAUUCCCGCUGUACCCACAGUAUUCCAACGUUCAACAACCACCUCAGCAGCAUGACUGGUCUACCUGGCAGAGCCCCCCCCCCUAUUCAUCAGCAG